AUGCCUUUCGUCUACUGCUCAGCAACCACGAGGCAACUGCUCCUCCAGAUGGAGAAAUAUCCCCAUCGGAUCAAUCAUGCAAAGGGGAUCCUUGAACACCGAAAGCUGACCUAUCGCCAUCUGAAAUCUAUUCUUCGGCCACUCCCCCUUCAAGCAAGAACCGAGAUCGAACUUGGCCCAAAGUCUCGAAUGCAAGUCACUCUAUUCGACGCCAAUCAUUGCCCCGGGGCAGUCAUGUUCCUAUUUGAAGGCGAUGGCAAGGCUGUUGUAUAUACUGGCGAUAUCCGUGCAGAGCCCUGGUGGGUCAAUUCAAUCGUUCAGAAUCCAAUAUUCUUGCCGUACAUGACCGGUCUCAAGUCAUUGGACUGCCUUUAUCUUGACACGACUUUUGCAACCCACGAUGAGCCUUACAAGACGUUUCCUACAAAGGCUGAGGGUCUUAUGGAGCUGAUACAAAAAGUCAAACAAUGCCCUACUGACACCCUAUUUUAUUUCAGAUCAUGGACUCUUGGAUAUGAGAAUGUAUGGAUCACUCUCUCAGAUAACCUCAAUUCUCGUGUACAUGUGGACAAGUACCAACUCAAGUUGUUGGGAUCUGGUACCCAUGAGCAACUUGGUUUUCUUGAGGGUCCGGCUUUGACGGGCUUUGCGUUGGGUAAUAUGUGGCACCAAGGCUGUCUUACGACCAAGAACGACACCAAAGUCAAAAUACACAGUUGCGAACCUGGAACACCCUGUCAUUCUAACAUCAAAAAGCAAAAGAAUGUCGUCUGGAUCAGCCCCAUCAUCUCAAGACUAAAAGAUGGCACGGAACUCAAAGAGUUAGGAGCAGGUGGUGGUUUUGGAGACCUUUAUCAAUCUUGGGGGCUUACAUUCGAUGACCUAACAGCCUUGCAAGAAUUUGGAAACUUUUGUCAAGGAGUGCUGAACGAUGAUGUCAAUGCAGAACUUCAGAAAAAGAUUCAAGAGGCUCGAAAACUGCGUGGAUACAACUUGGUCUUGGAUGGCCUUGGGGACAUUUUAUCGGUGGAUGAGGACAAGAACAUCGCUUUGCAGGAUUUGAAGGAAGCAUUAGCGAAGGCUUCUCACUUGUUGGGCUCGGUUCAAAAGCCGACAUCGGCGACUGCAACGGCAUCGAGAGAGAAUAAAACUCCGAGUACUAUAUUCUUUCCCUAUUCUCGCCAUUCAUCAUAUGGCGAACUUUGUCACUUGGUGGGCAAGUUUCGCCCCAAGGAUAUUUGCCCGUGUACGGUGGAGACCGUGGGAUGGACACAGGAGAUGAGUAUGAAGUCUCUUUUUGGCGAUUUGUGCUCUGAAAAGAUCUUCUUCUAUGAUGAGCAAGUCCGCGAGCAAGUCCAGGAUGCUCCCGAGCUCCAGGGUGGUGGGAAGAAAAGGAAACGCGCACAACCAGACAGUCAAGAAACAGCUUCGCAAGAGAGUGAGGUCGAGCGGAGUGAUAUUGUUUCAUCAAACCUAAAGGUUGGACAAAAGACCGUCUUCAACGGAACCCACCAAGGAGACAAUAUCAUCCUCAUUGAAUCUGAGACCGAGAGCGAGGGAGAGGAGCAUUCAAUAGAUGUCUCCGUCUUUGACGGUAUCGCCGAAGAAGACAGCGUCGAAACUUCCAAAUCGAAAGAAGGGAACGCGGCAAGACGAAAAUCUCGGAUGGAAGCUUACCAGGCUGCGAAGCGUUGUCUAGAUGAAAAUGACAGUAAUGAGUGGAAUUGGUAUCCAUUGAGGACCGCUGGCAGGAAAGGCCACGAUGAGGAGGAAGAAUUAUGA
Molecule: messenger RNA, 1782 nt
Organism: Exophiala bonariae
Lineage: Eukaryota; Fungi; Ascomycota; Eurotiomycetes; Chaetothyriales; Herpotrichiellaceae
Exons: 1
Coding region: 1-1782 (593 amino acids)
Biological process (GO): double-strand break repair via nonhomologous end joining; interstrand cross-link repair
Molecular function (GO): 5'-3' DNA exonuclease activity; damaged DNA binding
Source: RefSeq, a predicted model, not a curated record